Molecule: messenger RNA, 5794 nt
Organism: Siniperca chuatsi (mandarin fish)
Lineage: Eukaryota; Metazoa; Chordata; Actinopteri; Centrarchiformes; Sinipercidae
Gene: znf319b
Product: zinc finger protein 319b
Exons: 3
Coding region: 645-2522 (625 amino acids)
Source: RefSeq, a predicted model, not a curated record
UGAGAAUACUUUUGCAGGAGUAUAACAUUAAAGCCAUCACACACCAGGUUCCGGGUGUGUGUGCGUGUGUGCGUGAGAGUGUGUGAGUGUUGUGAGCGUGUGUGAGUGUUGUGAGCAUGCCAAUUAACUCUUGGUUUAUUCAUGUUCCCGUGCGCGGGCAGGGGUUCAGAAGCUAGCCGAUAGCUAGCUAGCAAUUUAUAACAAAAUGCAUAUCUUUUCGCUAGCCGAGGGGAUGCCCUAGGAGCCAAAUAAAUGUAUACGUGAAACGACAACGUUUAUGGGGCGAUUUGGGACAUCGCGGGAGAAUUUACGCCCAUUUUAAUGACCCGCAAAUCCCAAUUUUUCGGCCCCGGUCCACAGCGCUCGAACAAGAGAGCAUCCGAGCACCGUUUGCGGAUGUGAAGAAGGGACCUAACGCUAUUUAGGGGAGUUGCUAACCUACGACAGACUGGCGUUUUAUCACGAAUACUCAGUAGACGCUCCGGAAACCACUUGAAGGACAAGAAUAAAGUGAACGUAGGGGAUUUUCUUCAGUCUCUCCACACAGCUAUACUCCUCUGCGCAACACUGUUCCUGUCAUUAAAUCCUCUGUCACAGCACCUUCACCAAGCGCCCUUGUCAGUUCUUCAGUGCCACUUGCUGAAAUGGAUUGGGCCACACCAGCUGCCAAACUGAAUCCCUACACCAGAGCCCGCAUGACAGAGGCCUGGCAGCAGCAUGCAGUCGCUCCACCUCAAGUCGUCCACACCAUCCCUCCAGGAGCUGAGAACGCGUUGGGCUGUGCUGUGUAUGGCAUUGUACUGCAGCCAGAUGCUACGUCUUUACAGCAACAGCAGCAGCAACAGACCCAGCAUGGACAGCACAGCCAACACAGCCAACAACACAGCGGGAGUCAGCAGCAUGGAGGUGGGCAGCACAGUCAGCAGCAGCACCCCGCCCAGGCCCAGCAGACCUCCCUACAGGUGGGGACAGAGGGAGGACACAAGUGUGGGGCCUGUGGACACGAUAUCUCCCACCUGGCCAACCCACAUGAGCACCAGUGCAUGGUGAGUCAGGACAGGUCAUUCCAGUGCACCCAGUGCAUGAAGAUUUUCCAUCAGGCGACAGACUUACUAGAACACCAGUGUGUUCAGGUGGAGCAGAAGCCGUUUGUGUGUGGGGUGUGUAAGAUGGGCUUCUCCCUACUCACCUCUUUAGCCCAGCAUCACACAUCCCAUAACAGCACCAACCCAAUGAAAUGUUCAAUAUGUGAGAAGACCUACCGACCCGGUUCUUCUGGCAACGUCACACCCAACUCAAAUAAUCCCCAGCAGCCCAGCAGUGAUGGGGCGUCAGCCAGCAGCAGCUCAUCAAUUCUACCCUUCCCCUCGGCCCGAGACCGGCCCUACAAAUGCUCUGUUUGCCAGAAGGGCUUCAAACACCUGUCAGAACUCACGCGGCAUGAGAGGGUGCACACAGGAGAGAAGCCCUUCAAAUGUGACACAUGUGACAAGGCAUUCAGCCAGUCGUCACACCUACAGCACCACCAGCGAACACACAGCAGUGAACGCCCAUUCAAGUGUGCCGUUUGUGAAAAGAGUUUCAAGCACCGCUCCCACCUCGUGCGCCACAUGUAUGUGCACUCUGGUGAGCAUUUGUUCAAAUGCAACUUAUGUGAGCUGCACUUCAAAGAGUCGUCAGAGCUCCUUCACCACCCCUGCCACCCACAGGGUUCCCGCCCCUUCCGCUGUGCCACAUGCGGUAAGGGUUUCAAGCGUCCGUCUGACCUUCGCCAACACGAGCGCACGCACUCGGAGGAGCGUCCUUUCCACUGUGAUGAGUGUCAGAUGAGCUUCAAGCAGCAGUAUGCACUGGUGCGCCACCGACGCACACACAAAGACCCUACUGACCGGCCAUUCAAAUGCAAUCUGUGCGACAAGGGCUUCAUGCAGCCCUCUCACCUCCUCUACCACCAGCACGUCCAUGGCAUGGACAACCUGUUCAAGUGUGCCUCAUGCCAGAAGGAGUUCAGCCAGUCAGGAGAGCUGCUCAGACACAAGUGCGGCGAGUCGUCCAACACCUCGCCCGACAAGCCGUACAAGUGUGACGUUUGUGGCAAGGGCUACAAGAAGAGUUCCACGUUACAGCGUCAUCAAAACUCUCACUGCCAAGAGAAGCCGCUCAAGUGCUCGCUCUGUGACCGCCGCUUCCUGUCCUCUUCGGAAUUUGUCCAGCACCGCUGCGACCCGUCGCGAGAAAAGCCGCUGAAGUGCCCUGACUGUGAGAAACGUUUCAAAUACUCAUCAGACCUGAACCGACACCGCCGCGUGCAUACAGGGGAGAAACCGUACAAAUGUGGCCACUGCAACAAGGGCUUCAAACAGCGCGAGCACCUGACCAAACACCAGAGCACGCACUCCAGAGAGGGCCAGUUCAAGUGUGUUUGGUGCGGCGAGCGUUUCAGUGACUUGGGUUCUUUGCAGGAUCACACGGUGCAGCACACAGCCGAUGGAGGGGGUUACCCUGUGCCCCAGUGCAUAUAAAUCCUUGGAGACUUUUUCCCUUGAAGAGACAGUCCCCUGUCCUCUUGUCUGUCCCUUGUAGGCUAUUUAUGCAGCCUAACUAUCACCACAUUUGCAGGACAGUCCAGGCUAUUAUUAUUGCAUUCAUUCUUACCAGUGAUACAUCAGGUUUUUGUUGCUUUACUAACCUGCCCAAAGCCCUUUAGUACUGUGACCCUGUCAUUCCAUAAGGUCCCUGAAGAGGCCUUUUUCUUCUUAUACCUGUCCUCUCCCCUUUUUCUCAGCCCCACGCUCAGACAGGCGUUAGCAGUGAAGAGGCCACAACCAUUUUAUCAGUCAUACUUAGUCAGAAUGUUGCAGACAGAAACAGGUGCUAUAAUGCAGGUUGAUCCCAUUGUGUUUUUUUUUGUGUUUUUUAAAUAGUUUGGCAGUAAGUAUGUUGUAAGGUGUACUGAAUGAAUCAGUAGAGGCAAAUCUCCACCUAAACUGACCGGGUCACAAAGUGUCCUGACUGCUAGAGUAUCCACUAGAGGGGGAUCAUUCCCUUGUUUUUUCUUUCCGCCUCUCUCCCUCUCUUUCUUCCCCACUCUUCAGUUUCUCCCUCCCUAUUUCUUCCUCUCAUCUCUGCUUUCUUUUACUUCCUCCUCUUCCUGUCUCAGCCUGUCGCUGUUUAGUAUCAAAAAACUGGAAAGUUUGACAAACCCCUCAGACACACAUGCACUCACAUUUGUUUGUCUUUGGUCAGGUGAAGGAUGACUUAAAACGCUUUUUGUUUUCAUGUCCCCACAGUAAUACAGAAACAGUGUAUCGACUCUUUUGGACUCUCUGCUUCCACAUCUCUCUGGGUUUUAGUAAUUUUACACUUAUAAUUUAUGAAGUAGUCACUAAGCUCUUCAACGUAAGUGAAGGAAAACAGUGUGGGGGGAGUUUGGGGAUUUAUUGUCCUAUAGUGAAAUAAUUCUGAUGAACUGUCUGUGAGUGUAUGCGUGGGCCAUGGGUUUCAUGGCUACUCCUGUUUGUACCAAAACACCAGUAUAAAUCAGCACCCGAUCCCAAAGGUGUGCAGACUAACCAACCAGCUGAAGUUAACUGUCAUUGAAAACCCUGAUGAUCGAUACCAAUCUCACCCUUCAGUAUAGACUUAUAUAGAAAUAUAUAUCACACUAAUAUACUUGUCAUAUUCCUACAGAGGUCAAUGCUGUUAGACUUGCUGUUAAAAUGUCCAAGUUUGAACAUUUCACUUCCUCUCUCAGCCUGUACAUACUAUGGAUGUGCGAGUGUAUGUAGCCAGAUGAGUUGGAAAUGUCAGAAUUUGUCUUUCUUAAAAACAAUAUGUAAGAACUGUUUUUGUAUUCUUGCUACUUUUUACCAUGUGAAGUGUUUUGACAAAUGCUUUUUUGUUGUUUUUGUAGUCCAUGUAGUGAUUGUAUCUGUAUGUCGCAGGGAAUCUCAAAGAGCACCCUGCGCACGUGUGUGUGUGUGUGUGUGUGUGUGUGUGUGAGAGUGUGAGUGUGUGUAUGAAACAGUAUUCUGUCAAACAGGGAAAUUCAGACUGUAAAGAAUUGUAUUAGAAAUGUUUCAACAGACCUGCACCUUUUUUUUUUUUUGAUUUUAUUUACUAACCUUACUGGUCUGUCAGAGCUGUUUUUGCAGGGCGAACCUGCACUUUGUUAAAUAUUUUCCAUGUUUUGAAAGAAAUAUUAACACUGUUUUUCCUAUUACAUGUUGCGUUAAGGUUGACGUUGUGUCAGUCAGAGUGGGUUUAUACCAGAGUGAACGACACCUCUUUGAAUGCUGUGGGAUUCUGGUUGCGAAGAAGCCUGGAACACCAAUUGGUUUACACAUCAGCUGUGAUCCCUCUCUCCCUGCCCUCUUUCACUGUUGAUUCAUGGUUUGAGUGCAGUAUUGAAUACAAACAGAGGAGGCCAAGGAGACGGAAGUAACAUUUUUUUAAAUUCUGGCUUGCAAUUCUUUUCUUUUUGUUUUAGCCUUAAAAUGAGGCCAUGGUGCCUCUCUGCCUCUUCCUCCUCUCCUGCUUUCUGUCUGUGUCCAUCAUCAUUAUAAUCAUGCGAGGUCAGAUGGUUGGUUCCAUCAGCCAUCAUAUGUUUAUUUUUAUUUUCUGAAUCUGGCAUUAUAAGACUUUGAGAACAACUUGGACUUAAAGUAAAGAAGUACUGUAUGUUUUUUUAUGGUUUCACAUUUGUUUAUUAUUUUUUUUCUAUUAAUCCUUAAAUUGAUAUGAAUAUCUAUAUUCCUCGACGGAGAGACCAGGGCCUUGGGGUAGCUGGCUGUAUUUUUUAACACAUCUGCCAGAGUUGUAUUCAGCUUUCACAAUGUAGAAUUGUUUCUGAGGCCAAAUCACAGAAGAAACAAUCUCUACACAAAGAAUUCUGCAGGGUGGUGGUUUAAAAGCUGAAUCACUUCAUCAGGAAUCAAUUAGGGUGGGUUUAUAUUUGCCAAGAACUACAAGUGCUCAAGGACUUUUGACUUAUUAGUUGGUGCUGACACAUCAUCAGAUGUGCAUGAUAAAAAAUAGUCACUCCAGGUGCAGGACAAGGACCUCACAUACUGCAUAGUGCUGACAGUAGGCUUAACAUGUGUAACAAUAACAAUACAAGUGUACAUUCAAAGCCUAAGCAUAAUUCCAGGCCAGCAGCACUGAUUUAGUUGUUAAUAUUAGUGAGGGCAACUGUCUGGUUGUGCACUUGUCCUGUGUGUUAUAGAUUACAGGUAGCAGAAACAUUAACGGACCAAUCUGACAAAGCAGUGGGGUAUACUGCAAAGUGAAAGGGAGAGCUGCACUUGUCACAUCUUGAUCAAUUCUAAAAAUAAAAACAUCCCAUAUCCAAUAAGCAGCUGGGGGAAGGAGAGGAAAGUCUCCUGUAUAAGCACAAAUUAAAUAAAUCCACCCUUCUGCAUAUUAACUGGUGGUUUCAAUGGAAACAGUCGGUUUAGACACCAGUUCACCCACCCACCAUCCUCUUUCCUUUUCAGUUUAAAUAAAUAAACCCGUCAGACCCUGGUGUCUCUUGCUCUCUGCAUGCUUGCUGUGUUAGUUCCUGUGUUCUGUCCCUGGGAACUGGUGCUCCCCUCCUCACAGCACUGUUCCCUCCUUAUAGCUUUUUCAAAUUGUACUGUAGUUUAUGUGAAUGAUGUUGGGGAAAAAAAAGAAAAGAUAAAUACUUUGUGGCAACGUACAGUAUGUGUACAUUCAUGCUAAGAUUAUCUGUAUGUAUGUAGCAUUCAGUUACACACAGCACUAACAAAUAAAACUUUUUUCAUUUAUAAACUUA